Messenger RNA from Cuscuta epithymum, 1643 nucleotides. Lineage: Eukaryota; Viridiplantae; Streptophyta; Magnoliopsida; Solanales; Convolvulaceae. The record is from the annotation of a GenBank genome assembly.
GAUUUCCUCCGCUUCAUCUCCUUUUGCUCUCUAACUAUAUUUACCAUUUUCUCUCUUUAUUUUCUUACGAGGGAAGAGCUUUGUUUUUUUGCUACUUGCUUUCCCCUCCUUGGCUCCUCUUUUUGUCUUUCUUUUUAUUAUUGUUAACUAAUUAUUAAUAGUAUUUUUCUCCUAGCCUUUUACAAAAAUUAUCCUAAAAAGUGAAAAACAAAAAAAAAACAUAAUUAUUAUGUGAUCCUCCCAACACGAACGCGAGCUUCCCAUUUUCGCAGCAAAGACAUUUUUUCUUCAAACAAGAAGGGAAAGCUCAGAUUUGGAAGAAGGGGAAAUUACAGCAUUCAUUGUAUUGUUUUUGGAGGGAGGUGAAACUGUGAAGGGGCCCCUCCCGUGUCUCUAGAAAGCACCGAAAGGGGGCUAAUCAUCAAUUUUAUUAAUUAUACAGAGACCCUCCAAUUCUGCUCAUAUUUCCUUCUUUCCUCGUAUAUUCCAUUUUCAAAGCCCGUUUCUGGAGAGCUUCGUCGAUCUAAGGUCCAAAGUUCAAACCUUUUUGAAUCUACGAUCGGAUUUGAAAUUGAUUCGUUCUGGAAUUUGUCAACGUCCUGAGUUUUUAUGGUUGUCGAGAGAGAUCUCGUGCGAUUAUUGAUUGGGGUUUAUUUGUUGUGAGCAAUUAUAGGGUCAACUGGAAGAUGUCGCUUUUGCCCAGAAGCGAUUCUGUCCAGAUCCGAGAUGUGUGGGAUUAUAAUCUGGAAGAAGAGUUUACCCUAAUCCGAGGAAUUGUGGAUGAUUAUCCGUAUAUCGCAAUGGACACAGAGUUUCCGGGCAUUGUUAUUCGACCUGUAGGCAAUUUCAAGAACAGCAACGACUACCAUUACCAGACUCUUAAAAACAACGUUGACAUGUUGAAGUUGAUACAGCUUGGCCUCACAUUCUCUGACGAGAAGGGUAACCUUCCAACCUCAGGGACUGAAGAUAAGUACUGCAUCUGGCAAUUCAACUUCCGGGAGUUCAAUCCCAACGAAGAUGUCUUUGCCAGCGAUUCAAUCGAGCUGCUUCGCCAGAGCGGGAUUGAUUUCCAGAAGAACGCAGAGAAUGGCAUUGAUGCAAGAAGAUUCGGGGAGCUUCUCAUGUCUUCUGGAAUUGUGCUUAAUGACAGUGUUUACUGGGUAACUUUCCACAGUGGGUAUGAUUUUGGGUAUCUUCUCAAGAUAUUGACAUGCCAGCCAUUGCCAGAUACACAGUCAGGCUUCUUUGCCCUGAUCAACAUGUAUUUCCCAGUUGUGUUUGAUAUCAAACACCUGAUGAAGUUCUGCAAUAGCCUCCAUGGUGGGCUGAACAAGCUCGCGGAGCUAUUAGAAGUGGAGCGAGUUGGUGUGUGCCAUCAAGCUGGUUCCGAUAGUUUGCUUACAGCUUGCACUUUCAGGAAGUUGAAAGAGAACUUCUUUAGUGGGUCAAUGGAGAAGUAUGCUGGUGUCUUGUAUGGUUUAGGAGUUGAAAAUGGAGAAUAGACAUUGUUGAAAAUGAGAACAGUGUAGGUGAUUGUGAAGUACUUGUGUUCUUGAAGAAGAUAACUUUGUAUAAUUAUUAUACACUUGAGUUAAAAUGUGUGUCGUAAUGUUUAUUUAUGAAGUCUCCUUUGUGCAUUA